GGACUACUUUGGUCAAAGGAUGAAAAGUACUUGUGCGAGUUCAAGAACAGCAUCUCGGAGAGUUUAUAUUGCAACAAUAAAGCACUGCUGAUGAGAGAAGAUGCAUGAUGUUUAAAAUUACUAGCAGUCACUGGAAGUGUUGUUGUCCGCAACUCUGUAGGAAAUAUGGCACUUUCCCUGGAGAGAAACAUAGUAGAUCAGGGUGUGCAGUUAUAGGGCAGCAAGUCCAUAAUGUUGUUCUCCUUCAUUAGCCUGGAUUUGGUGCCAUUAAUAUUUUAACUAAAUUCUGGAUGCGUGAUACCUGUGUUCAGCUACUCCAAAGGAUGGAACAAACUAAAAGUGACUUACAGAUGGUUUGGAGGGAGAUGGAAGAUGAAAGAGUGGACUUUAUAUUUGAGCAGAUGCAAAACCUGUUGCUGUCCCUGAAACAAAAGAUCAAAGAUGGAAGUGCAACAAGCAAAGAGUGCUUCCAAGCUUGCAUGCUGUUGAAAGAGGCUAAUUUAAGCAAUCUUUUCACAUCAACAAAUGUAAAUGAUGUGACUGAUGAAGAUAUCAUGGAGAAAAGUGAAUUUAGAUUACAGCUGUCUGAAUCUAAUGGAAAUAGAACAGGUUCAGAAGACAACUCUCUCUUGAACAUGGAAGAGAAGGAAAAGUCAUGUUCAGAGAAUGAAGAGGCAGCUAAUGAAAUCAUGGAAUUACCUUUAACAUUGCCUUAUCAGAAUCACAAUUGCUCUACUGUGUGUCUUGCCAACAGACCACUGACCUCCUACAAGAGUGAAAACCCCCUUAAGAUACCAAUUCUGUGUCAGUUCCAAAGACGACACGCAAAAGCAGACUGUCUUUCCAAGUCACAUGAUGUGAAUUAUAAAGCCCCCUGUGGGAGAAGUCUGAGAAAUUUUGAAGAGGUGCAGAAUUACCUGCUUGAAACGGAGUGUGACUUUUUAUCUGUUGAUCACUUUUCCUUCAACACAUAUGUACAGCUGGGCAGGAACACUGUAAACCGAGAACCACUUGUAUUUGAUUUUGAUAUCAGCAAUGGAGCUGAGGUGGUGCCCAUUUCCUUCUGCAAUGACAUUGACCGUACAAGAUUACCCUUCUUUAAAUACAGGAAGGCAUCAUGGCCACGUGGAUACUAUCUGAACAACUUUUCCAGCACGUUUGUUGAUUCAUGUGACUGUACAGAUGGCUGCACAGAUAGGUUAAAAUGUGCAUGCCUACAGCUGACUGCAAGAGGCUUUAGUGAAAGUUCCAUGUUGCCAAAUAAAGCACUUUGUGGAUAUAAGUAUAAAAGACUGGAGAUGCCCAUUACUAGUGGAAUUUACGAAUGUAACGUAUCAUGCAAGUGUAACCGAAUGUUGUGUCAGAACAGAGUAGUACAGCAUGGCAUCCAGGUUCGGUUACAGGUGUUUAACACAGAAAAGAAAGGCUGGGGAGUCCGCUGCCUUGAUGAUAUUGACAAAGGAACAUUUGUUUGCACUUACUCAGGCAGGCUGAUGAGCAGAGCUGAAUCUCAGGAAACAGGCAAUGCUAAUCAUGAGGAUAAUGAACAAGAUGCCAAGAGUGGCAGAAGUCACAGCUCACUUCCAAAGAAAAGAAGAGGGGAUGUUGCUUGUUCAGAUUCUGAGAUUGAGGUUGUGCAGACUGGUAAAGGUGCUCUUCAUGUGGAGUAUGAACCUUUGACUCAACCUGCAGAUGCUGAAAACAAACCACCUGAGGAUGAAAUACAAGGAGCCACUGGGAAACUUGUUCCAUACAACAGGAGCUACAAGAGAGAAGGAUUUUAUACCAACAUGGUCAAGAUAUGUGGAAGGGCACAGUGGGGAGUAGAAAGAAAAGGUCUGUUAUGUAUCCUGAAGCAAGUCAUGACUGAUAAAGAGGGAUCCUGGUUUUCCCUGACAAAAAAAUCGCAAGGAGUUGAUACACUGGUGCACGAUGCCACCUCAGAUGAAGAUAGCUCUUUAUCCCAGCAGUCAACCAAAUUGAAACCAACCACCGGAACCAAGAGAAGAAAAGGAAAACUAAACCUGCAACAGGAGCUAGAGGAUCUGGAGGAAACCAUGCAGGUUGAAUCCACUGUCAGCCUUGGUGCAAAGUGUAAAGAGGGGACAUCUCCACAGGAUCUUGCACAUGGUAAAUUGGUCACGCAAGGUGAUGCUUAUGCUGUGAAAAAGGACAAGGCCCUACUCCAUAAGAGUGAUUUCAAAGAAGAAAACUUUAAGAGCUCCAAACAAGAUCCUUUUUGUCAUGAGAUGCUUAGGAAGAAUUCUGAUCAAGAAAACAUUUAUUUGUUGGAUGCGACAAAAGAAGGAAAUGGUCAGGGGAAGCGGCUCAGCCCACCCAGCCCGGCCGCCGAAGGCAGCGGGGCCUGGCAGCGGGCGGGGCCACGAUGCAGAGCCCGCGGCUUCCAUAGCACCUACGGAGCACGCUCAGAUAGCUGGCGCAUGCGCGGCGCCUGCGGACGAGCUCUGCCCCCCUUGAGCACGCCCACUUCCGUGUCUCCGCGCCCCUUGCUCGCCGCUUGGGAGCGGCGGUUGGUAGUCCCGUGUCCUGUCUGGACGGAAGCGCGGGGAGUGAAUGGUUUCGUCCGCCCCGCAGUGACUUCCCAGAUAAUGGCGAAGAUGGUAAGAAGAAGGUGUGCGUUUUGUCCCGAGGGUGAGGAAAGUUCUAUAAUGUACAUCUCGGAGGAGCAAAACCUUGCAGUUCAUCAAGACUGUUUGCUAUAUUCCUCAGGAUUUGUGGAAUCUGAAGAGUACAACCCACAUAAUCUUGAUAUAAGGUUUGAUGUAGCUUCAGUAUUGAGUGAAAUCAAGAGAGGAAAGCGGCUGAUGUGCAACUUCUGUCGCAAAAAAGGAGCUACUGUAGGCUGUGAGGAAAGAGCCUGUCGCCGAAGUUACCACUACUUUUGUGCACGGUGCGAUGAUGCAGCAAUAGAAACUGAUGAAGUAAAAGGAAUUUACCGGGUGUUCUGUCCAAAACAUGACCCAGGCAAUAGGAACAAUCACUAUGGCAAGGUCAGCUCCCAGACUACUGCACUGGACAGCACAGUUUGGGGAGGAGAUGCAGUCAGUAGGAGGAGAAGGCAGUCGAUACCUUCCACCAUCAGGGAAGCAAUGAGCACAGAGGAAACGGCAGAAGAGAAUAGCUUACGAGUUCUAAGGAACAAUAACAGACACAAAGUAAGAAUAGAUUUUCUUCGGAAGUGCAAGCAGGCCGGGCUUCUGGACGAUAUAUUCGAAGCGAUGCUUGACACACUUCACCUUGCACAGGAAAAACUCAUGGAUGAUAACACUUCAGAAACAGAGUAUGAGGAAACUGUAACAUCACUUUUUGAAUGUGGCCUGUUUGAAAACAUACUUACAAAUGCUCAUUCAGGGACAGAAGAAAAGAUUCAGGAACUUCUUGAAACCCGGAAAAGGCUGGAUACUCAGAUUGAACUGCUGCAAGAGUUAAAAGAAGAAGUAGUCCUUCCUGUUCAGGAAAACAGAGCCAGUGCAUCUAGUUCAGUGUCUGAAUAGCCAUGAAGUCUUAUAGUAGUGGCUUCAAUCAAGACUUUGUUUUUUAAGUGACAGAAGUUACCGGGACCAUGACAGGGAUACUAGCAAAAACUGGGUGAUUUACUUUAUUAUCAUUUUUUCUUUAAAUACCUCACUGUUGCAAUAACAUUUUUGUUGUCCCUUUAAUUUUUGCUGUGGCUCAAUGAGUUUCUUUCUUUUUAAAAAAGAAAAGUAAGAAAGCAAGCAAGUGAAAACAAAAAAAGAUCCAUAAAAAGAUUUUUUAUUUGUAAAAGCUCUGGCCUGGAGCCUCUUAACAAUUAGCUGCUAUAGACCACUCUUCACAGUCAUUAUGGCAGCCUCCCUUCAGACCACGUAUCACUGAUUUUUUGCUGUCUGCUUAUAGACAGGGAACAAUGAGAUUAAGUUGUUUUAAAGACUAUUUUGCUGCUUUGGCUUCCAAAGAGGGAAUAUUAGCAAAACUUGCACUUGAAGAAGCAUUUUGAAUCAUAAAUAGGAGUUUUUAUUAAAUGUUUUCCUCAAUUUACAGUGUUAAUGUUUAAGUAGUAGUUUAUAACUUCAGUGCUGAGAGAUUGUGUCAGUCAUUUGCAGACUGCCAAGGAUAGCUGGCUCUUAUUCACUGACAGACCUGUAUAGUUUAAGACUAUGUCAAAUAACACGUUAUCAUCCUUUAUGAAUUCGGAACACUUUUGGCAUCCAUGUGUUUAGUCUUAAACUUUCCUAUAUUAAAAUGGUUUGAUUACAGAAAAAGUCACUGUUUAGCUACAAAACGGGGGGAAAAAAAAUGGAAAAAACUUGACAAUAAAGUGUUUUUGUAAAACA
Messenger RNA from Gavialis gangeticus (Gharial), 4334 nucleotides. Its product is annotated as histone-lysine N-methyltransferase SETDB2-like. Bases 291 to 3515 code for a protein of 1074 amino acids. Gene Ontology annotation, cellular component: nucleus. NCBI's taxonomy places the organism in Eukaryota, Metazoa, Chordata, Crocodylia, Gavialidae. The transcript is spliced from 22 exons. Gene Ontology annotation, molecular function: DNA binding; histone H3K9 methyltransferase activity; zinc ion binding. The record is from RefSeq and is a predicted model, not a curated record. Gene Ontology annotation, biological process: negative regulation of gene expression; heterochromatin organization.